This is a messenger RNA of Acaulospora colombiana, 1232 nucleotides long. NCBI's taxonomy places the organism in Eukaryota, Fungi, Glomeromycota, Glomeromycetes, Diversisporales, Acaulosporaceae. The record is from the annotation of a GenBank genome assembly.
AUGCUUCAUAUUGCCGUUUUGGAUCUCAACAAACAGUUUGCGAAUUUGACCGUGGCGGAUAGUAAAUCCGAAGCUACCACUUCGGUCCGACCAAUUUCAAAUUCUCCGGUCAAAAUUCAUACACUGCCUUCUCCGAGAAGGUCCGAGCAAUUUGCACCCACAAUAAGCAGAAGUACAGUCGAAAGCGUACCAAUGUCGAAAGUGAAAACAAAGAAUAUAACUCGGAAAGGUCCCACCAUGAAACUUCCAGACAUAAGUUCCUCAAAAACACCUUUUUCCAACUUCUCGCGAGACCCUUCGGGAAGGCUCAGUUUUAGUGGAAAGGCUAUCCUUCAUGCCAAAGGAGUGGACUUCAGCAAUGGAAAUAGCUAUAAGAUCAAUAUGGAAGAAUUCGAUCUAUUGGAAGAACUCGGAAAGGGUCAAUUUGGAACUGUAAAAAAAGUAUUUCAUAAGCCCACUAACGUUACAAUGGCCAUGAAGGAAAUCCGCCUUGAGUUUGAGGAAUCAAAAUUUAAUCAGAUAUUGAUGGAGCUGGAUAUCCUCCACCAAUCUAGAAACGAAUUUAUCGUUGAAUUCUAUGGUGCUUUCUUUAUUGAAUCUUGCGUGUAUUAUUGUAUGGAAUAUAUGGAUGCAGGAUCUUUGGAUAAGUUAUACGGAAACGGUGUACCGGAAGAUGUGCUCGCUGUCAUCACGAGUUCUAUGGUAAAAGGGUUGAAAUUCUUAAAAGACGAGUUGAAUAUCAUCCAUCGUGAUGUGAAACCCACAAAUGUCCUCGCCAACAGAGUCGGAGAAGUGAAACUCUGUGAUUUCGGAAUUUCUGGUCAAUUAAAACAAUCACUCGCAAGGACUAAAGUUGGAUGUAUAAGUUAUAUGGCGCCAGAACGGAUAUUUGCCGACGCCAGUACUUAUACUGUACAAGCUGAUGUCUGGUCUCUUGGACUCGCUAUGGUUGAACUCUCUACUGGAAAAUACCCCUAUCCCGUUCCUGAUGAUGAAAAAGUAGGAAUGUUCGCGCAGCUUGCUGCCAUUGUCGGAGGAAAUCCGCCAUCAUUACCGGCCGACAAAUUCUCCGAAGAAUGUUGCGAUUUUGUGUCUCAUUGUCUGAACAAAAAUCCUCAAGAUCGUCCGACGUAUGGUCAGCUCUUGGAGCACCCGUUCUUGAAUAAAUACACGAAUGUGGAUAUGAAAUCAUGGGCGGAAAAUGCAUACGCUUCACGGAAGGAUAUUUAUAA